AUGUUGAAAAUAAUUGUUUUUGUUUCAUUGUUAAUCGCCCAUACUUUUGUAUCAUCCGAGUACAUAUUCAAAGGUUACGAUGAGAACUUCCAUCCUGAAUGGUGGCAAACCGAUAUCAUCUACCAAGUUUACGUGAGGUCUUUCAAAGACACUAAUGGCGAUGGAGUUGGAGAUCUUAAUGGUGUCACUGAAAAAGUUGAUUACUUCAAAAGCAUAAACGUCGGUGCCAUUUGGUUAUCGCCAAUAUAUACUUCUCCACAAGAUGAUUUUGGCUAUGACAUAUCGAACUACAAGAUGAUCGAUCCGUUAUUCGGUACCAUGGCGGACUUUGAUCGUUUGAGAGAUACAUUCCACAAAAACGGGAUAAAAGUAAUAAUGGACUUUGUGCCGAACCACACCAGCGACGAACACCCGUGGUUCAACAAAUCCGUUCAAAGAAUAGAACCGUACACGAACUAUUACGUGUGGAAAGACGCGAAAUACGAUAAAGACGGCAACCCAAUUCCUCCGAACAACUGGCUGAGCGUGUUCAACAAAGGUUCGGCAUGGGAAUGGAACGAAAUCCGACAGCAGUACUACUAUCACGCGUUCCAAGUGAAACAGCCCGACUUGAACUACAGGAACCCAAUGGUCGUGGAGGAAAUCAAGAACACGAUACUCUUCUGGCUGGGACGGGGUGUGGACGGGUUCAGAUUCGACGCCGUCAACUUCCUGUACGAGAGCGAAGGACUGGAGGACGAACCGAAAUCCAACUAUCCCGGUGUGUACGACACCGAUUACGGAAGUCUGAUCCAUACGUACACGCUCGAUCAACCGGAAACGUACCAAAUGGUCUACUCGUGGAGGCAAACGGUGGACGAGUAUUCGAUGUACGAGAAAAUACCCAACUUCUUCAUGGUCGAAUGCUAUUCGCCGCUGAACUACACCAUGCUGUACUACGGCAACACGACCCAUCCCGGUGCUCAUUUCCCGUUCAACUUUUUCCUCAUCAGCUCGUUCAACCGAGAGUCCGACGCACAACACGUGUUCGACGUGGUCAAAUCGUGGAUGUUGAACAUGCCCGAAGGGAAGUGGGCCAAUUGGGUGCUCGGGAACCACGACAACUCCAGGGUCGGUUCCAGGACGCACCCGUUGUUGGUCGACGGUCUGCACAUGAUGCAAUUGCUGUUGCCGGGCACGCCGAUCACGUACUACGCCGACGAGCUCGGUGUCGGGGAUACGUACGUCCGAUGGAAUCAGACCGUGGACCCGGCCGGUGUUAACGUGGGCCCCUUCCGGUACACACAGUUCAGCAGAGACCCCGCGCGCAGCCCUUUCCCCUGGGACGAUUCGCGCAACGCAGGUUUCACUAACGCGUCGAAAACUUGGCUGCCCGUCAACCCAGAAUAUUGGCACGAGAACAUGGUGGAGCUGUCCAAGCACAAGAGCCACCUGAGAACGUACAGACAGCUGUCGCGUCUGAGACAGAUCCCGACGAUUGUCAAAGGAGAUUUGCACGUAUACUUGCUAUCGAAAUGGGUGUUCGGUUUCUCGAGGAGUUAUUAUGAUCAUCCAACGUUCUUUAUCGUCAUUAACUUUGGCAGUGAACUAGAAGUUAUUAACAUACAGGCGGCUAGACCGACCUUACCGGAUAUUCUAAAAGUAAAAAUUUCCAGUGUCAAUUCAGGUUACGUAACUGGCAAUCUGUUGAGAUCAAGUCAAAUAAUAUUAAGACCGAAAGCAAGUAUUGUUCUGUCUACAUCAAGAAUGAAUGAGGACGCUUAAAUAAUGCAACAACGAUUGAAUUUUUAAGACAAAUUUUCGCUGUUAAAAUCAAAUCACCAAAUGAAUAAAAUAUAAAAUUACUUUAUAGACA
Sipha flava (yellow sugarcane aphid) is the source of this 1855-nucleotide messenger RNA. Its product is annotated as maltase A3-like. NCBI's taxonomy places the organism in Eukaryota, Metazoa, Arthropoda, Insecta, Hemiptera, Aphididae. Gene Ontology annotation, biological process: carbohydrate metabolic process. Bases 1 to 1764 code for a protein of 587 amino acids. The transcript has 10 exons. The record is from RefSeq and is a predicted model, not a curated record.